Schistosoma turkestanicum is the source of this 2536-nucleotide messenger RNA. NCBI's taxonomy places the organism in Eukaryota, Metazoa, Platyhelminthes, Trematoda, Strigeidida, Schistosomatidae. The record is from the annotation of a GenBank genome assembly.
GGCGCGUCUUCAUAAGCUACGUUACACAUCUGAUUGUGUUUUAGGUUUAGUUGUUGUCGAUUACUGCGUCUGAUAAUAUCCUUGACAACGGGGUGUCGUGAAUUACGUAUGCUCAACAUCUUAAAGAGCGUAUGGUCCAUUCGAACAAUUAUGAGGAUGAAGAUCAUAUCGCUAGACUUAUAUGCCAGCGUUGUUCAAAGUCAUUUAAAUCCCAUCUUACACUAAAGCACCAUACUGAAGGUUGUGGUAGAGCAUUCUUAUCAAACUCUCAUCUCCUAGCUCACAUGACAACACAUACCUCUGAUAGGCCUUAUUCCUGUCCAGUACAAGGAUGUUCUUAUCAAGCUCGUACAGCCGGUCGACUUGCUCAACACAAAAUUAUUCAUGGUCAAGGUCGUCGUUUUUCCUGUGAUUAUUGUGAAUACAGCGCCACGACGUCUUCCAAUCUUCGCCGCCAUGCUCGUAUACAUGCUGGGGCUAGACCAUAUUUAUGUCCUCAUUGUCCUCACCGUACAAGCGAGCUAGAUGCUUUGAAAAAGCACGUUCUAGACUCUGGCAGGCAUCCAGGUCUACCUCUUUAUGUGUGUCCUUGGUGUCGAUCGGAGUCUAGCACAGUUUGUGUUGGCUUUAAUGCUUCAGGUCUUGCAUGGAGACAUCUUCUUAGUGAGCAUUCAAGUGAGAUUAUGAAACCAGAAACACUUAAUCGAAUCGGUCGGUUAUCUGAAAAGUCACUUUCGGAGCGUGAUGUCACUCGUCUUUUGGGUAUAUAUUGUCCGGAAAUCGAUUCAACCCAACCACCAGAGAACACUGCUGUUAGGCAACCAUCUGUUACUAGCCGUCGUAGAAACAAAAAAAUAGAGACUCUUGGUAGAUCCCAUCUUUCUGGAGAAAAUGAAGUGCCGAUUAUAGAAGCCAAACAGUCAAGUUCCGCAGAAAAUAAGAAUCUCGUUGAAGAGGCUAAGACUGCAUGUGAGGCUAAGAAUUUUAACAGUUCACUCAUGUCUUAUUAUUUAACUGAAAUUGAUAAUAUUUUUGUGGAUGCAUUACCUAAAAUUGGGUUUCCUCGAUGAUUAAAUAUUAACUCAACUACUGUUGUGCUCGUUAUCCCUCGUAGAGCCAUAGUCUACCGACCAAAGUUCUCCAACCAACUCUGUCCUGGGCUCAGCUUUCAAGUUAUUCCCAACUUCUGUUCAUUCUUUUCAUACCUACCGUCAAUCCCCAGUUCAAUGUGUUGCUUAGUUUACCUAUUUUCCUUUCAUUUUGAGGAUUUUAUGUUAAGGCCUACCGUAUGACGCAGUUUGUUGAUUUCCGCAAUGUAUGUUCUAUCCACCUACAGCGUUUUUUCUAAUUUCUUCCUCAGCUGGAAGUUAGUUUAUUCUCCGCUGCAAUAUGUUGUCGCUGAUGGUGUUCCAUGAUAUCUUCAUACUCAUUGUUUUUCAUUCCGACCUUAAAGUCCAGGUUAGGAUGAUCAAGUGCUUUUUUCUACGAUUGACUGUAGCUUCCCAUAAAAGUGAUAUUUCUCGUCUUCGUUGCUAUUUAUUGUAAUGCACUCCUUAUAAACUCCUUUCACAAUUUUGCGUACAAUGGAUUUCACUUAUUCCAAGCACCAUCCUCUUGUAUCUUUUCAUUUUCGCAGUAACUUGAAUGUUUCUAGCAGUGUCCCACAUUCUGUAAACAUUACAUAUGCGUAUAUUAAUUGUUCCUUUGGUUGUUGGAAGGAGCAUAAGCUUUGUGACUUUCCAAGACACUCAGCUUUCACCAUAAAACAUCAUAAAUCUUCAUGAAGACCCUUCUACUCAUAUGAAUUUUUGUGGCUGGCGUUGUUUGUCAAGAUUGUUUUCUACGGAAUUGGUUUGCUAACCCCAUCUAUAACCCUAUUUUAUCCGGUCUAGGGAUUUCAGUAACCCUAUAUAUAUACAAUACGUAGCUCCACGGAAUUGCAUCUGCGUUGGGACCCGGGAGUGUUUUCAAAGGUCCACUACGAAGUCCAAAUAUGUACCGGAAAUCUGCCUGGCCGUUUCUGGUUGUUCAGGACUAUUAGACCACCAACUUUUCAAAAAUCCCUAGUAACUUAUGUGUGAAGUUUUAUUUCUCCAUUUUUUCCAUCAGUGAGUUGCCACACCUUAACAAACAUAUCCACAAACUAACACACCUGUUUCUGUAUACUUUGUCGUUGGCUUAAAACCACUUUAAAAAUCUAUUUGUACCACAAAUUUUUAUUUCUAACAUUGGUCCUAAAUAAACCUCACUUGAAAAAGCUUAUUUUGUCAUGAAAAUCUAGUUCUAAAUACUGCUUCUUCCUACUGUAGUAAUUGCUUAACUUUCUUCUUUUUUACAGCUUCCCCAAUUCGUUUAAAUAUUCAGAAAAAUGAUGAUCUGUCUUUUUACAAUCUUAUCCAAAUUGGUUCAGGGGCGAUUUGGUCACGUAAUACAGCACAGAAUUUUAUACAUAACUUAUGAUAUGGAAUGUAAAUAAAUCACUUAUAUUCUUCUCUUUUAUUUGUUUCACUUCACCAGAUUUAUAGUUAAUGUAAAC